Molecule: messenger RNA, 991 nt
Organism: Peromyscus eremicus (cactus mouse)
Lineage: Eukaryota; Metazoa; Chordata; Mammalia; Rodentia; Cricetidae
Product: claudin-34-like
Exons: 2
Coding region: 150-782 (210 amino acids)
Biological process (GO): bicellular tight junction assembly; cell adhesion
Cellular component (GO): bicellular tight junction; plasma membrane
Molecular function (GO): structural molecule activity
Source: RefSeq, a predicted model, not a curated record
GUCAGCAACCAGCCUUGGAGGACACAUGAGGGGAACUGUGGUGUCUUAGCUCUGCCAGUCCAGUUAGCUCCACAUUUUACCGUAUAACUGGCCACCAGUUCACUUGGAGAUAGUGUAACAGUUUCCAGGUGUUCAGAGUCACCAUUAAAAUGGUCAGCAGCCGUGACAGCCAGCAGCUAGGAGGCUUUGCUGCUGCCAUCCUAGCAUGGAUCCUUUGUAGCGUCUCUAUGGCCCUACCUCAUUGGAGAAUGUGGUAUUUUAAAGAGCCCAUGGAUUCCAAGCCCAGCAUGACUUUAGUGGGGAUGUGGAUGACCUGCGUUUACCAACAGGAAAAUAUUUCCAGCAUUUUCAGAGUGUGUUACCCAUAUACCUACCAGGAUACCUUCAUUCCUUUGGAUAUUCGUAUUGCUCAACACCUGUUACUUGUCUCCAGCUUUCUCGGCAUGGUUGCGACAAUCUCCAUCUUUGCUUCUCUUUGGAGAAUUUACUUAGGGAGACUCCGGAAGAAAGCCCCCUACAACCCAUUCUUCUUUUCAGGGGUUCUGAACAUCAUUGCUAGCAGCUUUGUCUUCCUUUCCGCCUUGUACAACUAUUUAGCCAUCAUUCACAAGGACAGGAUUGCCUUCCCCCCGUAUUUCCUCAUGCCGUCCUUCCCAGAUACCCAGAGAGUUGGCACUGCGCUGACAAUGGCAACUCUUUCUUCCUUCUUAUUUCUAGUGGGUGGCACAAUUUCCCUUUCUUUCACUCUUCCCCAGCGUUCUCAUAUAUAUUCUAAUAUUUAAAUGUAAAUUUCCAACUUACAUAGACUUGAAAAUCCAAAAUUACAAGAAGUAAUCACAAGCAUUCUUCAGAUAUCUACCUAAAAUUUCCAGAUUCAGAACAUGCCAAAGGUGGACAAGCGGCCUCCAUUUAUAUUUCCUGUUUUGGUUGAUUGAGAAUUUCAUUGAUUGGCUUUUGGAUUUUCAUCAAAUAAAAUCUUGCUCACUUAUGA